Hibiscus syriacus is the source of this 333-nucleotide messenger RNA. RefSeq names its product transcription factor PRE6-like. The transcript has 2 exons. Lineage: Eukaryota; Viridiplantae; Streptophyta; Magnoliopsida; Malvales; Malvaceae. Gene Ontology annotation, molecular function: protein dimerization activity. Gene Ontology annotation, biological process: regulation of DNA-templated transcription; regulation of growth. The coding region runs from base 49 to 330 and encodes 93 amino acids. The record is from RefSeq and is a predicted model, not a curated record.
CUAUAUUAUAUUUGGUUAAACUUCGAUUUUAGUUGGUUUAACACAAGAAUGUCAAGCAGAAGAUCACGUUCCAGGCAAGCAAGUGGUUCCAGGAUCACUGAUGAUCAGAUUAUCGACCUUGUUUCCAAGUUGCAGCAGCUUAUCCCUGAGCUUCGUGGAAGACGCUCCGACAGGGUAUCAGCUUCGAAGGUGUUACAGGAAACCUGCAACUACAUAAGGAACUUACACAGAGAUGUUGACGGCUUAAGCGACCGGUUAUCUCAGCUAUUAGCUUCGACGGACACCGAUAGCGACCAAGCAGCCAUUAUCAGGGGUUUACUUACGGAAUAAUCA